Molecule: messenger RNA, 3899 nt
Organism: Microbotryum saponariae
Lineage: Eukaryota; Fungi; Basidiomycota; Microbotryomycetes; Microbotryales; Microbotryaceae
Source: the annotation of a GenBank genome assembly
AUGGCCCAGAAGCGGAUGGAGGCCGCGCUGGGCUCCAUCUUUCUACCUCGUGACUCGGUGUACGCGCACCUCGAUGACGAUCUCGACGAGGAGGACGGCGUCGGCGCUCCCUUGUCCCCGAGUCAGCAGCAUCACCACCACCUAUCGCCGCCAGCCCACGCACCCAGACACGACCCGGUGGAAGCCAACGCAUCACUCGACACGGAUGAUCCGUUUGCUUCACCGUCUCAGCUCCACCAGGCUCUCCAGCACGAUAACAGCCCGAGCAGCAACAGCGUUCGGCCGUUCGAUCGUUCAACGCGCCGAGCCGCCGACGCGCCGACCGCCGCAAUGGUCGCUGAUCCGACUCGGGCACCGAUCACGACCACCACGUCGGCCCUGAUGGAAUCGAGAACAUCCCCAUUCUUAUCGGAUCAGAUCCCCUCCCCGUCUGAAGCGCGUCCAUCGCCACAACAGCCGCAGUCCUCCGCGUCGGCCAUCUCGGAGCCACCCCCACUUACUCCUCCUACCGCCACGCCGAGUCGGUCCGGCCAUGCGACGACCAGUGCCAGUCCGCACGAGAGAACGCUCGCGGGUCACCACCUAUCCGAGUCCAUGUCGACUCACAACUCGCCCAGCCUGAUGCACCUCUUGUCGGGCCAACGAAUCGCCGAAGCCUCACCUCGUCGUCUCAGCUCGCCGGGCUCGACACACCGGCCACAGCAUCGCUACGGGACGGAGCAGAGUCGGGACUUGCGGGAAGCCAUCGCAAAGGGGGAUGUAUUGUCGCUGUGAGUUGGUGAAUGUGCACCGCGUCCACUGAUAGCAAGACCCGGCAAGCUCACUCGGGCUCCCCACCAAUCAGGAGCGAAUCGAGAGCACUGGCCGCGUCAUUGCCACCACCACCCUCAGCGCUUUCACCACCUUCGUCCCACAUGUCCGAUCAAGACGACAUCGACGACGAAGACGAAGACGACGACGAGGCCCCACCGGAUUUCACCACCCGAGUGCCCCUCAUGUCGUCGCAAAAGAAGCGAGUCUCGUCUUCGGCAAAGUCAACGGCCUCGUCCUGGGUCCCAAGUCAUGACGUACGACUCGGUGGUCGUCGGUCGGGACCUAGAAGAGGUAUCCUGGGCACCGCAUCGACCGCUUCCGCUGCAUCCGAGGGAGGCUCGUCCCGGAGAGGAGGAGGCAGGCGAAUGGCGGCGAAAGAACGGGCGUUGUGGAGGUGGAUCAACGUUGAGGAUUUAGAUGGGUUUCUGCAGCAGGUUUACAUCUACUACGUCGGCAAAGGCAUCGUUGCGAUUGGUCUGAGUCGGCUGUUGAACUUGCUGUGAGUGGGUGCGCGAGUGCAGUGGUUCCCGGCGGCAAGUCUGCGGGCUGACCGGAAAGGUUUUUCGAUGGGGCAGUACGGUCGGAUGGGUCAUCGCCUUCUCGACGUUCCUCAUGGGGUGCAUCGACUAUUCCAUACUGUGGAACUCGCAUCAUCUCUCAGAAGUAGUUGUAUCAAAGUGUAUCUCGAGGUGAGAGCGUCUCACGUGCUCCUCUUCACUGCUCCCUCGCAGGCUGACGGAAAUCACUCCCCGUAGAUUCUCUGGUUUUACAUUCCUAAUCGCCGUCUCCUUCACCGCAUUUUAUUUUUGGCGCAUCGUGCGAUUCGGGAUGGGUGUAGGCAAGUUGUGGGAGAUGCAUGAAUUCUUCACGGAAUUGCUCGAAAUACCUGAGGUCAGCACAACCGUCUAGACAUCCGCAGCUCGAGGGAGUAUUGCUCACACGACCGAAACUCAUGUUCUGGUGCAGAAUGAUAUCCAAGCGAUCCCCUGGCACGCCAUCGUCACCCGCUUGUCGGCGCUUCGAGCGACUCAUCCGGCUGCACUCUCAUCUCGGUCCCAUCCGGCCACUGAAAGUCAGGGCGGCACGCCGUCCCGGCUCGAUGCACACGACGUCGCGAACCGCAUAAUGCGAGAGGAGAACUUCCUCAUCGCAUUGUUCAACAAGGACGUGCUCGACCUCUCCAUCCCUCUGCCUUCUCUUCUCGAUCGACUUCUGGCGGGUCGGUCGCCGAAAUGGGGGGCUUCGAUGCUGACGCAGACGCUAGAAUGGAACCUCAGCUUUUGCCUCGUUGGCUUCUUGUUUGGGAGGGAUGGACAAGUCAGGAGGGCGUUCUUGAUGGAAAAGAAUAAGAAGGAGUUGGUGGAGGCGCUGAGGAGACGUUUUAUCCUUAUGGGGUUGAUCAAUGCCGUCUUUGCGCCGUUCAUUGUGAUCUACUUGCUCAUGUAUUCGUUCUUCCGGUACUUUGAGGUGGGUCGGCGCUCUUAGUGAAUUGCACUCCCAUGAUCCGUUGCUAACAUCGACGAACCUCACUCGCGUAGGAGUACCACAAAAAUCCGUCUUCGAUCGGCUCUCGACAGUUUACCCCAUUGGCGCGCUGGAAAUUCCGCGAGUUCAACGAGCUCCCUCACCUCUUCGGUCAACGCCUCGCCCAAGCCCACCCUCUCGCCGAUUCUUACAUCAACCAAUACCCUAAAGCACGUACGGCAUUGAUCUCACGCUUUGUCGCCUUCCUCGCUGGUUCCUUUGCGGCCGUUUUGAUCCUCUUUUCCUUAAUUGACCCUGACGCGUUCCUCCAUUUCGAGAUCACGCCGGGACGGACGGUUCUGUUCUACAUCGGUGUCUUUGGAACGAUCCUCGCCGUCGCUCGAGGAAUGGUGCCGGACGAUCACAAGAUCGUCGACCCCGCCGAAACGAUGCGUGAACUGGUCCAACACACGCAUUACCUCCCCAACGAAUGGAAGGACAACCUUCAUUCUUCCGGCGUACACGCCGAAUUCGGCAGUCUGUUCCAGAUGAAGAUCGCCUUAUUCGUCAAGGAGAUCCUCUCGGUCAUUGUCACACCCUUUGUGCUGUGGUAUACCCUUCCUCGAUGUGCGGGACCGAUUGUGGAUUUCUUCAGGGAGUUUACGAUUCAUGUCGAUGGGUUGGGAUAUGUGUGCUCAUUCGCGGUGUUUGACUUCAAGAGGCAUGGCGAUACGAAGGUGAGAGUGGAACGGUAUCGGAGCCUGAGAGCGACAAGGACUCGAGAGCUGACCUCGGUCCAUCUUGUUUUUCAGUUCGGCGCGCCCGUUCAAGUCCGCGACGAGCGGUUCCAAUCGACCGAAGGCAAGAUGGAGAAAUCGCUGCUCACUUUUGCGGCGCAUAACCCAGCCUGGGUACCUAGGGACCAAACGCAGUCCCUGUUCCUCAGUCGAAUGAUCGACGUUACUAGUCCUACUCAUCGGCCUGGAUCACCUUCCUUCGGUGCGAGCGGUGGUGGUGUGGGGGGUGGAAUGCAUCUCGGUGUUAGUACGAGUCAUCUCUUGGGACAAGCGCAAGCGCAUCCUCGAUUCAUGGGAUCGAGUCUGCUCUCGCCACCUCUACAUCAUCGCACCACUUCGAAUCGGACAACGACGGGUGCAGGGCAGGGAGUGGUGGGAGCAGGGGCGGGCAACCGCUCGUUCGCGGAUUUGGUUGAGGAAGGGGCGUCGACGACAUUAGAACCAAGAGCGAAUAUGACAUCCAGCGUCGGCGGCUCAAGAAUCUUUACCAACCAACCCAUACCGACCGGUGCAGCAAGAAGAGGCGGGUACCUGCACGUCGGCGAGCCAAGUCGCAAUCGACCUACACCUUUGAACACCCCGCGCGUCGCAGCUCGGAUGGGUCAAGCGAUCGAUAAAGACUCGGAGGAGAACAAAUCACCUAUUUUGGAAGAAUCGAGAUUGGAUGGGGAGGCGUUUGUGGCUCGGUUCGAUGGGUCUUCUUCGGCGCACGAGGAAGGGGUCGGAGAGGGGUCACGAGCUGGGGACGAUCUCGAGGGUGGGGGUAGGGACGGGGUCAAGGGUAUGUUGGGGGAGUUGUAUAAUCUACAGGGAAAGAAGUGGUGA